UCAUGGUGGGGAUGCUGGCUUCGCGGCGGUGAGAGAGCGAGCGCGAGCGAGCGCGAGCCAGGGGCGGAGGACGCCGGAAUUCGGAUCUUGCUGCUGUGUGGGCUCGGAUCGCUCUUUCCCCCCGCUAUCUCCCCCCUACAUUUGGUUCUUGGUUUGCACAUUUAAACCCCCCGACUCCGUCCUCUCCCCACCACUGGAAGUCUUCCCGGCUCUAAAUGGAAUUAGUGGAGAUCGGAGCCUCUGGUGUAACGCACAGACAUGAUCUAUGGACGCAGUUUGUUUCACAUUGUAGCAAGUUUAAUCAUCUUCCAUUUGUCUGGGGCAACCAAGAAAGGAACAGAAAAGCAAGCCACCUCGGAAACUCAGAAGUCAGUGCAGUGUGGAACUUGGACAAAACAUGCAGAGGGAGGUAUCUUUACCUCUCCCAACUACCCCAGCAAGUACCCUCCUGACAGAGAGUGCAUCUACAUCAUAGAAGCUGCCCCAAGACAGUGCAUUGAACUCUACUUUGAUGAAAAGUACUCUAUUGAACCGUCUUGGGAGUGCAAAUUUGAUCACAUUGAAGUUCGGGAUGGACCUUUUGGAUUUUCUCCAAUAAUUGGACGUUUUUGUGGACAACAAAAUCCACCUGUAAUAAAAUCCAGUGGAAGAUUUCUAUGGAUUAAAUUUUUUGCUGAUGGAGAGCUGGAAUCUAUGGGAUUUUCAGCUCGAUACAAUUUCACACCUGAUCCUGACUUUAAGGACCUUGGCGUUUUGAAACCAUUACCAGCUCCAUUUUUGUGUGUUUGUUUGGCAUUUCAUUAUUUAGCAUGUGAGUUUGAGACGGGCGGUCCUGAAGGAAUUGUGGAAUCUGUACAAAUUAUGAAAGAAGGCAAAGCUUCUGCUAGUGAGGCUGUGGAUUGCAAGUGGUACAUCCGGGCACCUCCACGAUCCAAGAUCUACUUACGCUUCUUGGACUAUGAGAUGCAGAAUUCAAACGAAUGCAAAAGGAACUUUGUGGCUGUGUAUGACGGCAGCAGCUCCGUGGGGGAUCUGAAGGCCAAGUUCUGCAGCACUGUGGCCAAUGACGUCAUGCUCCGCACGGGUCUUGGCGUCAUCCGCAUGUGGGCCGAUGAGGGCAGUCGGAACAGCCGAUUUCAGAUGCUCUUCACAUCCUUCCAAGAACCUCCCUGUGAAGGCAAUACAUUCUUCUGCCACAGUAACAUGUGUAUUAACAAUACACUGGUCUGCAAUGGACUCCAGAACUGUGUGUAUCCUUGGGACGAGAAUCACUGUAAAGAGAAGAGGAAAACCAGCCUGUUGGACCAGCUCACCAACACCAGCGGGACUGUCAUUGGCGUGACUUCCUGCAUUGUGAUCAUCCUUAUUAUCAUUUCUGUCAUUGUGCAGAUCAAACAGCCUCGUAAAAAAUAUGUCCAAAGGAAAUCAGACUUUGACCAGACAGUUUUCCAGGAGGUGUUUGAACCUCCUCAUUAUGAGUUAUGUACUCUAAGAGGGACAGCGGCUACAGCUGACUUUGCAGAUGUGGCAGAUGACUUUGAAAACUACCAUAAACUGCGGAGAUCCUCUUCCAAAUGCGUUCACGACCAUCACUGUGGGUCACAAGUGUCCAGUACGAAAGGCAGCCGCAGUAACCUCAGCACAAGAGAUGCUUCUGUCUUGACAGAGAUGCCCCCACAGCCCAUCAAGCCUCUCAUCCCACCCAUGAGCAGAAGAAACAUCCUCGUCAUGAAACACAACUACUCGCAAGAUGCUGCAGAUGCCUGUGACAUCGACGAGAUCGAGGAGGUGCCAACGACGAGUCACAGGCUGUCCCGCCAUGACAAAGCCGUCCAGCGGUUCUGCCUCAUUGGGUCUCUAAGCAAACAUGAAUCUGAAUACAACACAACUAGGGUCUAAAAAGAAAAUUCAAGCUAAGUCUUCAAAACACUUCAAGCCUAUCAACUAUUCUUGAAUUAGGUGAAUGCAUUUCCAUGCUCUAUAUUACCUUGAUAAAUUCGUGUAUUUGUAUGCGUUUUUCACUGGGAGAAAAUGUUUUAACUGUGUUUUAUUUUCAGAGAAGAACUAUUUAUACAAACAUGGGGACUGUGAAACGAAAAUUCUCUAGUGAAUUGUGAAAAGUGGACAUAUUUCUAAAUUCAUUCCACUGCCUUUAUCCAAACUUAAGAAUUUGAGACAUUUGUUAUUCCUUCGGCAAGACAUCCCCGCUGCACAAUGAUAUGUUCAUUUCAUAAUUUGGUUGCUGGUCACCAAGUGCUCCUUAGUUUUUAAAUACAUUUUGAGAUUUACUGGAAACUUGAAGAAGAAAUUAGUUCCUGAUUAAGACUAUCCCAAUUUUUCUUUUUACUGUUAGUUUCACUUGUUUCUAUGUUGUUUUAUGUCCUUGUUAUAUAAUUGUACGUGGUGUGACAUGUGAACAACACGAUUCUGGAUGAACUUUGUGUUACAUGUACAUUGUUUUCAUUAGAUAGACUGCUUGGGACUAGUGCGUCCCUGAGGGAUUUUGAACAUGCUACAGUUGAGAAGUGAAAAUAUGGACCGUGGAAGCACCAGCUAGAGGUUUUAUGGACUAUUAACAUCUAUUAUUGUAUUAUGAUUAAAUGCAGCCAAGAGUCAUGAGUAAAAAUACCAGAUUGCAAUAAGAAACAUCUGACUUUUUUUUUUUUUUUAGUCUUUCCCAAUUUCCUUUUUGUUUUAUAUCAAAGGAAGAUACUAAGUUUCAGAAAGAGGUUUUGAAAUCAGGUAAUUUACCAUUCCGACCCAUCAGUAGAAAUGUUUUUUGAUUAAGCACUUAGCAAUAUGACUGAAUUGACAGUUUGAGAAAAUACCCUGCAUGUCAGUACUGGAUAUUUGAGUUGGAAAAAUAUCCUUUUUAUUAGACACAUUGUAAAAAGCAUGCAUUCUCGGAUACUGCUGUUACGCUUCCAUUUCUUUGUGUCAUAUGCUUGCUACUUGUAACUUUUUAUAUAAAGAUAUAUAAAAAUGUAUAAUAAUUUCCUAACGAGUUAAGAAAAAUGUUUUCUUCUAUUAGAGUGAUAAAACAUUGACUUACAUAAGUGCACACUUUAUAUCAACUCUUUCUACCUGUUAGGCUCUAGGAUGUCUUUUAGUAUUGAGGCUUACUUCUCUAAAUUUGAUCUCUCAAAUUUUAUGACUAUGUUCUCCUUUUAGAAUAGGACAAUCUUUUUAAAUGCUUUAAAAUCACAGGCCCUUUUACGAACCAAAUUAUGCCAUUCUGAGUUGUUCUCCUACUCAGGCAGACAUAUAAUACCCGAAAGCUUACUAAUCAUGAUGUGUUUAAUAUAAAUAAAGCAAAAUCAUAUAAUAUAUUUAAUUGUUGUUGAGUCAUAUACACACUCUCUAAAGUUUGAUUUAAUAAAUGGGUACUUUUUAAAUAUUCAAUGUGUAUUCCUAGAAAAUUUUAAAAAUCAGAAUUACUGUAAAUCCGCUUACCAAUAUCUCCAAAACUGCUGAAUUCUAUGGAAGUCUGUCCUUCAAAUAGUGAAGUAGUCUGGUCUAUCACAGUUAAAACUUUGUGACUCAAGCAGGCUUUACAAACCUAUAGAUGAAUUACUUGCACCCAUCUCCAUUAGGAAUUCAAUUUCAUAUAUGCUACAGAAACAAAUAAAUGGGAAAGAAAAUAAAAUUUUAUGAUAGAAACAUUAAAGAAUUAUCAUAGCAAUUCUGAACAACCUGUAUUGAAAAAAAUGUCAAUAUACAUAAAUAAUCACUUCCAUGAAUGUGAUACACUGAUGUAUAGAAAAUAUAUUGAAUGUGAUAAAGAAAGAUUAUUUCUCUUGUUUUGCUACCUAUUUUGUACACAGUUUAUGUCACAAUCUAGCCUUUAGUAUUUGACUUGACUGAUUUAUUUAGUUGCAUGCCAACCCUUAUGCCCUUUAAUUCAAAUUUAAUGCACCCACAGAUUAAUUUUGAAGUGGUUAGCCAUAUUUUAUUUUCCCUAUUUAGAAAUCUUCAUAGGACCACUUACAAUUUGAAUGAAUAAUCUCAGAAAAGUACAAUAUUCAUGUCAAGACUUAUUUAUACAGCAAAAAAGGAAAAUAAAUUAAGUGAACCACUUGACUUUUCACUUGCCCUAUAGCUGUCCACAGGCAGUUCUCCCUAAAUAUGCAGAAGGCUCCUGAUCUGCUGGUUCAGUGCUUAAAGGAUAUUUGCACCAGAAAUCCACUCAUCAACAACCAAAAAUCCAACCACACUAAGUAAAAUGACAAAGAUGGAUGUCUUAUGCAUAUUUAGUACACAACAGCUCCAUGGGAAAACAAAAAUAUUUCAAGUGAAGACUAGACUAGGUCUUCUCAGUGGUCAUACAAAAAAAAAAAAAGAAAGAAAGAAAGAAAAGAAACUUAACAAUGGUCAUUGAUGAAUCAUAAGAGAAGGUAGUGAUGACAUGAAUCAUGAAUGCAGGGACCUGGGGCUCCCUUUUGGCCCUUGAUGUAACUCUAGAUGCUAGAUCUGGGAAACAGGGGAGUCCGUGAUGCCUGGGAAGUCCUUGGAGGAGGCUCUUUAAAAGCCAGGACUGACAAAUAUCCAUAUAUUAUAAAUUCCUAUUGACUGGCACACCAGAUCUUACACCUAAAUAUCAAACUUUGGUUUAGAUUCAAAUAGGGAGACACACUGUGGUUAAGGAAUGAGGUGUUUUAAGACAUUCAAGAUGUUUCAAGAUAUUUCAAAUCAAGUUAUUUUAAUAAAUAAUGAUAUUUUUUGAUAAAGUGAAUUCAAAUAUGACUUACACAAGUGCUUUAUUAAUUCCACAAGAUAUUCUAAAAGCAUAGUUACACACAUUAGUUAAUUUGAAAAUAGUUGUUUUCCUUUUAUUUCUUUAUUUUUGAAUUCACUUUCAAAAACUGGAAGACAUAUCAUGAGUCUAUGCAACACCUGUGAAACCCUGCUUUCAGCCUCUUCCAUUUGUCCAAGUGCAUUUCGAUUGCCUAAUUCAAGAUUGAUGUGCUGAUUUGGAAAUGCGAUUUUUUGUACCUGAUUUUAUAUACAUGCACUUUCUAUGAAUCAUAUUGCAAAAUAGAGAUAUGUGAUGUUGAUCUUCCAUAAUUCACUUUCAUUUGGUCAGAUAAUUAAAUGUGGCUAUAACUGUAACUGGAAAUGAGCGUCUUUGGACUUUUAAAGGAGAACAAUCCACUUUGUGGAAAUGUUGGCUUUUAUGUUUUGCAUAACUUUUUUCCACUAAAAAUAUUUCAAUCGGUCUGACUCUAUAAACUGUUAUUCCUAGUGUUUAAUAAAGUUAGGUCUUUGACAAAAACUGAAUGAUUAUUCACAUAAGCUGUUGCAUCAACGUCUUUGUUUUUUCCCUUAGGAAUUUGGUUUUUCCUCAAAUUUGGUAGCUUAAAAAAAAUCCCAUGAAUGGAUUUUCCUCAACCUCUGAAUAUCAUAAUAAAUGGCAAAAUAUGA
This is a messenger RNA of Neogale vison (American mink), 5421 nucleotides long. It is a transcript of the gene NETO1, whose product is annotated as neuropilin and tolloid like 1. The transcript has 11 exons. NCBI's taxonomy places the organism in Eukaryota, Metazoa, Chordata, Mammalia, Carnivora, Mustelidae. The record is from RefSeq and is a predicted model, not a curated record. Gene Ontology annotation, molecular function: protein binding. Bases 259 to 1899 code for a protein of 546 amino acids.